This is a messenger RNA of Echinops telfairi (small Madagascar hedgehog), 2710 nucleotides long. RefSeq names its product zinc finger and BTB domain containing 9 (gene ZBTB9). Gene Ontology annotation, molecular function: protein binding; DNA-binding transcription factor activity, RNA polymerase II-specific; RNA polymerase II cis-regulatory region sequence-specific DNA binding. The transcript has a single exon. The record is from RefSeq and is a predicted model, not a curated record. The coding region runs from base 178 to 1581 and encodes 467 amino acids. NCBI's taxonomy places the organism in Eukaryota, Metazoa, Chordata, Mammalia, Afrosoricida, Tenrecidae. Gene Ontology annotation, biological process: regulation of transcription by RNA polymerase II.
AGCGGGCCCGGGACCGCGCUGCCCAAACUGCCCCUGCGUGCAGGGUGCAAACGUGCAGGGUGUCUGGGGCUGCCGUAACCACCGUCUCUUUCGCCCACAGCUUUCAUCCUGCGUGAGGUCUCUCCCUGGCCCCUUCCUCUUACCGAGCCCCCGGAGCUUCCCCUCUCCGUGGACGCCAUGAGUAACGCCCCGACGUCUUUGCCCCCGGUGGCCCCCUCCCCGGCCUGCACCCCAGCGCCACGGACAAUCCAGAUUGAGUUUCCUCGGCACAGCUCGUCCGUGCUGGAAACCCUGAACCGCCACAGGUUAGAGGGCAAGUUCUGUGACGUGUCUCUCCUGGUGCAGGGUCGGGAACUGAAGGCUCACAAGGCCGUGUUGGCUGCCGCCUCGCCUUACUUCCAUGACAAGCUGCUUCUGGGGGAUGCGCCACGGCUCACCCUGCCGAGUGUCAUUGAAGCAGAUGCCUUCGAAGGGCUGCUACAGCUCAUUUACUCAGGACGCCUCCGCCUGCCCCUCGAUACUCUGCCAGCCCACCUCCUUGUGGCCAGUGGCCUCCAAAUGUGGCACGUCGUUGAUCAGUGCUCAGAAAUUCUUAAAGAACUAGAAGUCUCAGGGGGUGGGAUUUCAGGCGGUGGAGCAACCUCUUACCACACACUGCUUUCCACUACAUCCUCCCCAGGGGGCUGGUGCGUUCGGUCUCCCCCUUUCCAGACUCCAGUACAGCCAUCUCCCUCUACAGAGAGUCCUGCUGUAGGAGAGGGCGGUGACCUGGGAGAGGUAUUACAGAUUCAGGUAGAGGAAGACGAGGAAGAAGAUGAAGAGGAGGUGGUCCAAGGGUCAGAAGCACUGUCUCAGACCUCGAAGCCUCAGAGUGUGUCAGGAAGUUUCCCCAGCCUUCCUGCACCCCACCCCUCACCCAAAGCAGCUACUCCCUGCAAACUUCCAGAGGGUGCGAGUGCUCCACCAGCGCCUCUGAGCACUCCUACAGCAUUACCCUGUAAAAUCUUCUACAUAAAGCAGGAACCCUUGGAGCUUGAGGAUGUAUCAGGAGGUGGAACUCCGUCUAGAGGAACAAAGGAGGAGACCAAAGUGUUGCCUGGAGGGGACACCGAAAGGGAUGGGGAGCUAGUGUUCUUGAUGCCCUCAGGAACCGGAGCACCAUCGGAGGGAGGAGGCCCAUCCUGGAAACCAGUGGAUCUUCAUGGGAACGAAAUCCUAUCAGGAGGUGGAGGACCUGGGGGAGCAGGACAAGCUGUGCAUGGACCCGUGAAACUAGGGGAAGCACCGCCCCCCGCUGAUGGAAAGCGUUUUGGCUGCUUGUGCGGGAAGCGGUUUGCCGUGAAGCCCAAGCGUGACAGACACAUAAUGCUGACCUUUAGCCUCCGGCCCUUUGGCUGUGGCGUCUGCAACAAGCGUUUCAAGCUGAAGCACCAUCUGACGGAGCACAUGAAAACCCACGCUGGAGCCCUGCAUGCCUGUCCCCACUGUGGUCGUCGGUUCCGAGUGCAUGCCUGCUACCUUCGCCACCGGGACCUUUGUAAGGGCCAGGGCUGGGCCACUGCUCAUUGGACUUACAAGUGAUUGCUGAGGCCGGACACUGACUUUCAGGGCAAGAGAGCCAUGCUCCUGCUGGGUGCUUUCUCCUUACUACCGCGACACUUCGGUCCUGCAUCUUGUAAUCAUUCCAAGGGGAUAGAUAUAUUAUGGGUCUGUGUGUGACUUCUUAGGUGUGGACUUUAGCUUGGUGCUUUGGAAACUCAGAUUUCUCUUCUCCAGGUUUUUGCUAAUUACUUCUAGACCCACUGCCAUCAAUGCAAUUCUAGCUCAUUGUGAUCCUAUGUGGGGUUUCUAAGACUUAAAUCUUUACUGGAGCACGUAACCUAAACUCUUUUCCACAGAGCAAUUAGUGGGUUUGGACCACCAACCUUGCAGUUAGUAUCUAACACUUAAACCAGCAGUGGUUUACGGGUCAUAUUUAAAGUGAUCACUUGCCCACAAUGGGCUGGGCUCCACUUUCCUAGUGUGACAUCCAUUGGAUCCGUAAGGAUCCAAAUCUCAGAACAGCAGAUUAUUUGGCAAGAGCAAAAGACCGUGAUAAGAUUCAUUCAGUCUCUGAAGAGUUAAAGGAACCAGCCUCUCUGGGGUUACCUUUAAUUCAGUGUGUGAAUAAUUCAAUAACCAAGCGUCUGUCAUCCACUGCUGGAAUGAUGUGAACAGAGGUCGUCUUCUGUACCUUACUUUGUUGUAUCUUUCCAGAAGCUCCAUAGAUUGUGACUCACUAGUAGAUACCUUCCCAACUUUUAUGUUGUACGUUGUAGUUGAGCACUUUAACAAAUCAAACAUUCCAUGUGUCAUUCCUUGCACGCUCUCUACGAGGACAUUCCCUCAGUAACCUGUGCCUCUUUUCUACCUUUCACCAUCACUAAUCACUCCUGUAUUGAUCGCAGUGACUAGCAUGUGCUUGGACUCAGGAGAUGCCACUGACCCAAGACUCUCAGGGUAGCACUAGUGCUCUCUGAACAAGUUGAUGUGGGCAGAACUCAGGGCUGAGUUAGCACAUGUUAAAGUCUAGAGGGUGACUGUAUACUGGGACCAAACUCUUUCUCUCCCACCUAUACACCUAGCCAUGUUGAAGGGUGAGGGGUAGACAGUGAGAUGUUGCAAGUUACUUAAUUUCUUCAAAUAAAUUUUACCCUGAAAUCUAAACUGA